CCUACGUUUGCCGGAGAGUUUGCUUGUCCUUCCAUGCUGUUCUUUCCGUUGUUCCCCUGUUUCUUUUUGAGAUCAAGUUCCAGAUGGCUCAGCAGUGCUUCCACAAUGAAUAUUUUGACAGUCUGCUGCAUGCUUGCAAACCUUGUCACCUUCGAUGUCCUGAUACCCCUCCUGUAAUGUGUCAGCGUUACUGUAAUACAAGAAUGACCAGUUUUGCGAAAGGAACAAAUACCAUUCUCUGGACCUGCCUGGGCCUGACCUUGGUGGCUUCCUUGGCACUUUUCGUGCUCAUGUUCUUGUUAAGGAAGAUGAGCUCUGAAGUACUGAAGAACAAAUUUCAAAGCCCAGUAUCAUCAGGACUAGUUCUGCUGGACAUGGCCAACACUGAUCUGGACAAGAACAAGACCGACAAUGAAAGGAUUCUCCCGAGAAGCCUGGGGUACACAGUGGAAGAAUGCACUUGUGACGACUGUGCCAAGAGCAACCCAAAGAUUGAUUCUGACCAUUUAUUUCCUCUCCCAGCCAUGGAGGAAGGCUCAACCAUUCUUGUCACCACAAAAACGAGUGACUAUUCCAAGAGCAUGCCAGUUGCUUCUGAAAGUGUCACAGGGAUAGAGAAACCAAUUCAUUCUAGAUAAUUAAGCUUUUGACUAGCAUAUGGAUGGCUG
Messenger RNA from Nannospalax galili (Upper Galilee mountains blind mole rat), 668 nucleotides. It is a transcript of the gene Tnfrsf17, whose product is annotated as TNF receptor superfamily member 17. The coding region runs from base 84 to 638 and encodes 184 amino acids. Gene Ontology annotation, biological process: tumor necrosis factor-mediated signaling pathway. Gene Ontology annotation, molecular function: signaling receptor activity. The transcript is spliced from 3 exons. The record is from RefSeq and is a predicted model, not a curated record. Lineage: Eukaryota; Metazoa; Chordata; Mammalia; Rodentia; Spalacidae.